Messenger RNA from Panonychus citri (citrus red mite), 1955 nucleotides. Its product is annotated as poly(A) RNA polymerase gld-2 homolog A-like. Bases 601 to 1932 code for a protein of 443 amino acids. Gene Ontology annotation, cellular component: cytosol. The record is from RefSeq and is a predicted model, not a curated record. Gene Ontology annotation, molecular function: poly(A) RNA polymerase activity. The transcript is spliced from 6 exons. NCBI's taxonomy places the organism in Eukaryota, Metazoa, Arthropoda, Arachnida, Trombidiformes, Tetranychidae.
AUGAAAUCGGUUUUUCUCACCCGAAGAAAACAUUAACCUCUCGUUAGAAUUAAAUUAUUUUCUUAUUUUCUUUCCACAAUUAAAACAAUACGAAUUAUUUUAAUUGCUCCUAAUUGUUAUUCGUUAAACAACCAAGUGUAAAUUGAGAUGAAUUUAAAUGAGUUACAAUUUAAAGGAAAACAAUGAUUACAUUUACCCAAAUUGAUUCUAUAAUUGUGUUUACAUUUGUUUCCAAUACCAUUUGAUGAUCAACUCUUUUGGUACCCUUGAGAUUAACGUUACACUUUUCAUCAUCUUGAUCAUCUUCAUCAUCCACCAUCACACCUUGGUUACCAAAAUCAGUUGACUUGUUACAAUUACCAGUUAAAUAGUGAUUAACCUCUCAAUUUACAAUUCUUACUGAAAUUAAGGUUCAACCUUUCUGCUAAUCCAAUUUAAUCUAAUCCAUGUAAAUCCAUCACCUCUUUACCUUUACCUUUACAUUUACAUUUCCUAUACUUCACAUUUUCAUUGAAUCAAUUUCCAAUCAACAUCUUAUCUAGUUAAUUGUGACCAUCGUUUAAUCACUUAUUUACUAAUCAAAUUUAUGGUCGGAAUAUAAUGUGCCAAACAAUGGAUCGGAUUUCUUAUGAAAUUAAAGAUUUGGUUGAAACCCACAGGCAGAGCUGUGAAGUAUUCAAGAGGAAGAAGAUGCUGAGACAAAUAAUCUAUAACAUGCUUCGGAUGCACACUGAGUUCCCUAUCGACCUUUACAUGGUUGGUUCAUCAUUGAAUGGCCUCGGGACAAAUAACAGUGACAUUGAUCUUUGUUUGGUGGUUGAUAGUAUCGGUGAAAAGAUGUGCCAUUUACGUUAUGCUAUUCCUGUUUUAAAAUGGGCUGAAAGGAUAUUGUCCCGACUGCCUUUUGUAAAAAACACUAAGUUAAUAUUGGCUAAAGUACCAAUUUUAAAGUUUACUGAUUCUGAAAGUGGAAUCGAGAUCGACCUUAACUUUAAUAAUAUUGUUGGAAUAAGGAAUACACAAUUAAUCGAGUUUUACAAUAGAAUGGAUAAACGAGUUCAGCCUUUGGUGUUAACGGCAAAAACGUGGGCUCGUCAAAAUGGCAUUAACAAUGCACGAAACAAGACCAUUUCUAGUUACACAAUUGUCUUAAUGGUUAUUCAUUAUUUGCAAUGUGGUUGUGAUCCCCCAGUGUUGCCUUGUCUUAACAAACUGAUGCCCGAUAAAUUUCAUCCCGAUUCCGAUAUAACUCAGCUGAGUCUUUUCGAGGAGAUUCCUGAAUGGCAAUCGAAUAACAAAGAUUCAUUAAGUCGACUUUUUAUUGGCUUUUUAGAUUAUUUCAGUUACAAAUUCGAUUAUGGUAAUAAUGCAAUUUGCAUUCGCACCGGAGGCACAAUACCAAAGUCCAAGGCUCGUGAACAUGUCGCUCCGAAAAACAAUCCGAAACAUUGGAAUUAUAUUUGUGUGGAAGAGCCGUUUGAUCGGACCAAUACAGCGAAAUCAGUUUAUGAUGAAGAAGCGUUUAAUCAUAUAUUGGAUGUGUUUCGUCAAAGUUAUGCCAAAAUCAUGAAAACUCAAACACUUUCGAGUAUCAUACUUAAUGAACCUCCGUCGUUCUCACCAAUGUCUUCCUAUGGCCCAACAUUACCGACAUUUACUACAUUUGAUGAUCGUUUUUUCAAAGUCAAACAUGGAAACUGCAAUAGUAGUAGUAACAGUAGUACCACGAGUAGUUGCAAUGGUAGUACCGUCGGUGGAAUGGUCAGUGGUCAUUCGGGUUCUAUCAACAAUCCUCAAAACCACAAUAAUCCAAGUGAAUAUAUUUAUCAUCCUCCGAACAAAGUUCAUAUCCAUGAUCAUUACUCUCAUUAUUUGGUUUACCCUCAACACACGUAUUCGAGUAAAUUGUUGUUGAAUCUUCCACCAUUUUGAUGUUAGAAGAUCGACUAACCUAA